ACUCAUGGCAUCAUCAUUAUGGUCAUCAUGGACACUUCCCAUGGCAUCAUGGACCUUUCCAUCAUCAUUCACAUCAUUCACAUCAUGGCGGUCAUCAUUCACUGGACCACCAUGGAGGAUGGAAAUGGGACUGAAACAUAUUGUAAAAUCGAGGCCAUAUUGUUAA
This is a messenger RNA of Cercopithifilaria johnstoni, 166 nucleotides long. Lineage: Eukaryota; Metazoa; Nematoda; Chromadorea; Rhabditida; Onchocercidae. The record is from the annotation of a GenBank genome assembly.